CUCCAACAUGGCUGCGCCCAGGAGAGUUGAUGUGCUUGUACCCUCUGCGGCUUCUGGGGAUAGAGUGGGAGAAACUGCCGAAGGAGAGAGCACCCGCGUGGCGAGAACCCAGCCUGAGUCAAGGCGGAGUAUUGCCAUGGACAGCAACCACCAAAGUAAUUACAAACUCAGUAAAACUGAGAAGAAGUUCUUAAGGAAACAGAUUAAAGCCAGGCAUACUUUGCUGAGACAUGAAGGCAUUGAGACAGUAUCCUAUGCUACUCAGAGCCUGAUUGUUGCCAAUGGUGGUUUGGGUAACCGAGUGAGUAGGAACCAACUGCUCCUGGUGUUAGAGAAGUGUGGAUUGGUGGAUGCUCUCUUAAUGCCACCUAAUAAGCCCUACUCAUUUGUAAGAUACAAAACUGUAGAAGAAUCCAAAAAAGCCUAUGAUACUCUCAAUGGAAAAGAAAUAGUGGAUGACUUAGGACAAAAGAUUAUUCUGUACUUGAAUUUUGUGGAAAAAGCACAGUGGAAAGAGUUGGGGCUUCAAGCCUUGCCUCCAGGCCUCAUGGUAAUGGAAGACAUUAUUUCUUCUGAGGAUGAGAAAAUGCUUUUGGAAAGUGUUAACUGGACAGAAGAUACAGACAAUCAAAAUUUUCAAAAAUCCUUAAAACACAGAAGAGUAAAGCAUUUUGGCUAUGAAUUCCACUAUGAGAACAACCAUGUAGAUAAAGAUAAGCCAUUACCUGGGGGUCUUCCGGACAUUUGUGAUAGCAUUUUGGAGAAAUGGUUGAAGGAAGGUUUCAUUAAACAUAAACCUGAUCAACUGACUGUUAACCAGUAUGAACCUGGGCAUGGAAUUCCUGCUCAUAUUGACACACAUUCUGCGUUUGAGGAUGAGAUCGUUUCUCUCAGUUUGGGGUCAGAGAUUGUCAUGGAUUUUAAGCACCCAGGUGGUGUCACAGUGCCUGUUAUGCUGCCUUGUAGGAGUUUGCUGGUGAUGACAGGAGAAUCUAGAUACCUUUGGACCCAUGGCAUCACACCCAGAAAAUUUGAUACUGUUCAAGCGUCCAGGGGUCACAAAAGUGGAAUUAUCACUGGAGAUGUUGAAGACUUAACUUUAAGCAAGAGGGGAAUACGGACAUCAUUUACCUUUAGGAAAGUGAGGCAAACACCUUGUAAUUGUAGUUACCCUUUGGUCUGUGACAGCCAGAUGAAGGAGACUUCCACAUCAUUUCCAGAGAGUGAUAAAGAAGCCUCACAACUGGAGCAAGAAUAUGUCCAUCAAGUUUACGAAGAAAUUGCUAGACACUUUAGCAGCACGAGACAUACCCCUUGGCCACACAUCGUGGAGUUUUUGAAAGCUUUGCCAAGUGGUUCAUUAGUUGCUGAUAUUGGAUGUGGAAAUGGAAAAUAUCUUGGCAUCAAUAAGGAGUUAUAUAUGAUUGGCUGUGAUCGUAGCCAAAACCUUGUGGACAUUUGUAGAGAGAAGCAUUAUCAGGCCUUUGUCUGUGAUGCUUUGGCAGUACCAGUCCGCAGUGGGUCUUGUGAUGCUUGCAUCUCCAUUGCUGUUAUUCACCAUUUUGCUACAGCAGAGCGUAGAGUGGCAGCUCUCCAAGAACUUGUUCGACUCCUAAGACCUGGUGGGAAGGCACUCAUCUAUGUUUGGGCAAUGGAACAAGAAUAUAAUAAUAAUAAGUCCAAGUAUCUUAGAGAAAACAGAAUUAGCCAAGAAAAGAAAGAGGAAAUCAGCAAUGAUACAUCAGUGCAAGAGUUGCUUGUGAAGCAGAUGCCUGAUGUGGGCAAUCACGAUUCAGCACCUUCUGUUCCCUCCAUUAAUGACUUUCAGGAUAGAGGAUAUAAUUCAAGGAAAGUUACUAAUUCCAAGUUGCCUAUUCACACUAAUAGGACUUCUUUUCAUUCUCAAGACUUACUGGUUCCCUGGCACCUUAAGGAAAAUCCUGGUAAGGGCAAGUCUAUUGAGCCAUUUGGACCAUUAGGAUCCCAUGACCCAGGUCCUGUGUUUCAUCGUUACUACCAUGUGUUCUGUGAGGGAGAAAUGGAAGCUGCCUGCCAGACUUUGAAUAAUAUCAGCAUACUGCAAAGCUACUAUGAUCAGGGGAACUGGUGUGUGAUUCUUCAAAAGGUCUGAUCAUCUCUAUGAACAUAUAUACAGUGAAUAAAUGUUCAGCUUUUUUUAAAAAAAAGGAGAUUAAAUUACCUGUAUUAUUAGUUAAAGAGAAACCAUGAGGAAAAGUAUCAAAGGAGAGUGCCUGAGAGAAAUUGUAAGUAGAGAUUAGUUAGGAAAUAUUCGAUCUUCUACUAUUGCUGACAUCAUUUAAUCCAUAAAUGUAGGCUUCUCCUAUAGGGAGUAACAGGGAUGGUUUUUAAAAGUGAUUGAAGUAGUUUGUGAAAUAUUUGGGAUCCUAGGGUAAGAGCACAGCAUUUUAAAGGUAAACUUUUGUUAUAAAGUGUUACUAAAUGAACUAAAUCGUAUAGAAUCUUAGUGAAGUAAUCACAUAACAUUUUAUCAAUAAUAAAGAAAAUAUUCCUGUUCAGUAGAAAA
Messenger RNA from Aethalodelphis obliquidens (Pacific white-sided dolphin), 2545 nucleotides. It is a transcript of the gene ALKBH8, whose product is annotated as alkB homolog 8, tRNA methyltransferase. Bases 8 to 2131 code for a protein of 707 amino acids. Gene Ontology annotation, cellular component: cytoplasm; nucleus. Gene Ontology annotation, biological process: tRNA methylation; tRNA wobble uridine modification. NCBI's taxonomy places the organism in Eukaryota, Metazoa, Chordata, Mammalia, Artiodactyla, Delphinidae. Gene Ontology annotation, molecular function: tRNA (5-carboxymethyluridine(34)-5-O)-methyltransferase activity; 2-oxoglutarate-dependent dioxygenase activity; tRNA binding. The record is from RefSeq and is a predicted model, not a curated record. The transcript has 12 exons.